CAUUUGGUUGGACGAAAAUCGAGUCAUUCACGUCAAUUGAGAAUUCACUUUCAGAAAUUAUUGACGUUUCAAGUAUAUUUAAGUAGGAGCUCGGACAUAUAGUAGUGUAAAAAAAUAAUUUAAUGAAAUAACAAACAACAAAAAUGAAAAUGAAAAUUAUAUUUGUGUUCGCGUUAAGUAUUGGAUUAACUAUAGCGCAAGGACAGAACUUUGGACAAGGCCAGCAGUUUCCACAGGCAGGCGCCGGUCAGUUUCAACAAGGAGCUGGUGCCAAUCAAUUUCCACAAGCGGGUGGUGGGGCACAAUUUCAACAGGGAGCUGCACAACAAUUUCCACAAGCAGGUGGUGGAGCACAAUUCCAACAGGGAGCUGCACAACAAUUUCCACAAGCAGGCGCAGGCCAAUUCCAACAGGGGGCUGCACAACAAUUCCCACAAGCAGGUGCAGGUCAGUUUCCGCAAGCAGGCGCAGGUCAAUUUCAACAGGGUGCGGGUGCACAAUUUCCGCAGGCUGGAGCAGGACAGUUUCAAGGACAAGCAGGUGCUGGACAGUUUGCAGGACAAGCCGGAGCUGGACAAUUUGCAGGACAGGGAGCUGGUGGACAGUUUCCAGGCCAACCUGGUGCUGGACAAUUUCAAGGUCAAGCAGGCGCUGCACAGUUUCCAGGACAAGCAGGCGGAGGACAAUUUCCUGGACAGCAGCCGGCAGCCGGACAGUUUCAAAAUGUUGGGGGUUUUGGUAACCCUUUUGGCGGAGUUGGUAACUUUUUAGGAGGCAAUGAUGGAACAUUUGGCGCAAAUGGACAACCCGGAGUACCUGGACAACCCACUGCACCGGGUCAACAACCAGGUGCAGGAAGACAAUUUUUCAUGAACUUAUCACAGAAUCCAAACAAUUACAGAUACGCCACCUGUUAUUUCAACAGUUCCAUCAGCAACAUUAAGGGUAGAGCGGAUUUCAGACAAUUUUUAUACGGAAAUCCAGCAGUAGAUAUCAGAAUACAAGUUGUUGGUCUACCCCGAUCCCCAGUCGACACACAGAGAGGAGUUCACAUCCACGAAUAUGGGGACAAUGGUGACAGCUGUUCCAGAGUAGGACCACAUUAUAACCCAACACAAACAAGACAUGGUGGCAGAAAUAGUUUUGCAUUUUUGAGACAUGUUGGUGAUUUGGGAAAUAUGCUCCAGUCCAAAGAAGGUGUAUCCUCCACACAGUUCAGAGACAGCGUUAUCUCAUUGGCUGGUAGGAACAGUGUCAUCGGAAGAUCACUAGUUAUCAAACUUGAACGUGACGAUGAAGGAACAGGUACCAACAGUGCUAGUCAGAUGAAUGGUAACGCUAGAACUCCACUGGCUUGUUGUACUGUUGGGAGAGCUAGUAAUUCUAACUGGGCCAAACCUUACUCUGAACAAGAUUUAGCAGCUUUGUCUGGUGGUGUGUUUGUACCUAGUAAUACUAAUACAGCUCCAACACAAGUUCAACCUCAAGGAAAUAAUGGACUAACAUUUGGCUCUAACACCAAUACUGUUAACCAACCAACAAAUAAUGGUUUCAACCAACCAGCCAAUACAGGAUUCAACCAACAAACAAACACAGGAUUUAACCAACCAGCUAAUACAGGAUUUAACCAACCAGCUAAUACAGGAUUUAACCAACCAGCGAAUACAGGAUUCAAUCAACCAGCUAAUACAGGAUUCAACCAACCAGCCAAUACAGGAUUCAACCAACCAGCCAAUACAGGUUUCAACCAACCAGCUAAUACAGGAUUCAAUCAACCAGCCAAUAAUAACGCAGCUCAGCCAUUACCACAACCGCAACCACAGCCACAACCACCAACUAAUGCAGGUGGUGGUGGAAAUCCAUUCUUAAGCUUUGGAACUGGCGGCGCUGGUGCCGCAGGAGUUGGUGGUGGAGCAACCAAUCCAGGAACAUUCAAUUUCGGUAGAAGGAAGUAAAUUGUGAUUGCUGACACCAAGUGUAAAACAAUGCAUCUCUCAGUGCUUUAUAUGUAUGGGUAUGACCCUAUAGUUAAUAUAAGAUGAUAAAACUAAAAGCCACCACAGGUCUGACACAAAGAGGCUUUUAUCUCAUUAACUAAAGACUUAUUUAUGUUUGUACUAUUAUUGUGUAUAAAUUUUGUUAAAUACUAUUUGUAAUAAAAUGUUAUAAAAACCUUA
Molecule: messenger RNA, 2177 nt
Organism: Mytilus trossulus (common blue mussel)
Lineage: Eukaryota; Metazoa; Mollusca; Bivalvia; Mytilida; Mytilidae
Product: PE-PGRS family protein PE_PGRS3-like
Exons: 6
Coding region: 144-1955 (603 amino acids)
Biological process (GO): superoxide metabolic process
Molecular function (GO): copper ion binding
Source: RefSeq, a predicted model, not a curated record